AUGAAUAUCAAUGCCCUGCUAUCUCCAGACGCGGACGACCCUUCCACUGGAGGAAAUACCGAAUCGUCGGGAGCUUCGCCGCAGGAGUCGCGUGUGUCACGGCCGGGCAGCAAACGCACCCACUCUGCUUUGAGUCAGGAAAUCACUCGCUCGCCCGACAGACCAGGUGAAUCGCCGCUGGAAAACCAAUCCGCGCAGCAACAACACCACCACUACCAUCACGCGCAAUCAACGCCAACCAGCUACCCAAUCUCCGGAUCCCAGCUGCCUUCACAUGGAAAUCCACAGCGACCGGUAGUUCCCCAUCGUCCAAUAUCAAAUUCAUCAGUGGAUGCGACGGCUGACCUCACACGCCCACAGCGCCAACAGAGCGUUCGAACACAUUCCGGGAAUAGCGUUCUCUCCGCCCGUCACUCCGAAGUGGAAUCCCACUCUGGGUCACCGCAUCGAUCUCCACUUCACUCGCGCAACAGCGGCGGUGCUCCCCCAAUUUUGCGUGGCAUCUCGCGCCAGUCUCUAGCCGACCUGACCAUGGCUGAGGCGCCUUCGCAGACGCCGCCACCGCGCGACUUCACCUCGGAUGCCUUGUCGGACUCCGACUCCAGGACGAUCAAUGAGCUUCUGAAUUUCCUGCGCGAGCAUUCCUACGCGUAUUCUCAACACGUUCAGCUCAUAGGCCUUCUCCACAAGGGCUUCCUCUUGCAUGUUGACCCGGCGGCAGAGGGCCUGACUGCCCAGCCAUCCGCUCCGCAAAGCUAUGCGCUGCUCCACGAGCUGCGUCAGGCCCGUGAGGCAAUGGACACGCGAUUCGCCGUUGGUGAAAUCAUCUGGGCUGAAUGGCUGUCCGACGAGAUGCUCUUGGCAAGCACGAGCGAUGAACGCAUUGCCGUAACGGAGCUUUGCCAAAGGGCCGUUCAGGAUGAGCCUGCUUCCACUAAACUCUGGAUUGCAUUUGUGGACUGGGUGUCGUCCAAUUAUGCAUCGUGCCACAACCUCGAAAACGCCAUCAAUGACAACUGGACUGAAGAAGAUAAGGAAAUUUGCAGAGAUCUUUUCACCAAGGACAUGAUUGUUAGCAUCCUUGAACAAGCUGUUGCGGCAACUCAGUGGCGAAUAGAUGAGAGUCACCUCUUGUGGAACCGUUACGCUCAAAUAGUGCAGGAGAGUCUGCCAAGCAGUCCAUCUUCUGCUGAUGCACAGAAGCUGCAUAGCAUGUUUCUGCAGCGGCUGCAGGUUCCUCAUAUCGCGUGGGGCGAGACCAAACAAAUUUACUGGCCAAUUGUGUCAAGGUUCGAAGGAGAUGCAUACGAAACCGUCUUUGAGCAGGUGGAUCAAGCAGCCGCACCUGCUAAACUUGCCAUGGGGAUUCGCGAGCAAAGCGAGUCGAAGCUCAUGCGUGCAAUUCAAUCUAGAGACAACGAUGCCGUCCAUCGCGAAAUGGUCAAGUACCUCAAGUCAGAAAAAUUCAGGCAUAACAGGAAACCGGGGGUCUUCGAUUUUGACCUGCGAUGCGGACUGUAUGAACGCGCACUGCUGAUCGAGCCCACUAAUACCGAGUGGUGGCUCGACUACGUUGACUUUGUAAUAACCGCACCCACAUCUGUUUCGCAGUCUGUUCUUCCGCUCAUUGAGCGAGCGACGCGUCACUGUCCUUGGUCUGGCGACCUUUGGGCCAGACGCAUCUUACGCGCCGACGUUGAGCGGCGGCCGAGAGACGAAAUCGAGUCCACGAAGCACCGCGCCACAAAUGCGGGUCUGCUCGAUGUUGGUGGUAUGGACGAGUUGGUCAAGAUGCUGCAGGAGUGGUGCAGCUACCUCCGUCGCCAUGCUUUCCGCACUAGCGGCGCCGAGGAUGAUCUCGACACUGCUGAAAUGGGAAUCGGUAUGGCGCUCGAAGAUGUUCAACAAGCCGGCGUCAAGAUUUACGGCCCAGACUUCCUCGGCGAUCCUCUGUUCAGACUGGAGCAGAUUCAGAUCAAGUUUUACACAGAGGCUCGACGGUUCAAAGACGCUCGGAACAUUUACCAACAACUCGCUACCCGUCAUGGCCACUCAUACGAUCUCUGGCACAAGUACUACGUGUGGGAACUGUGGCUCUGGGGCUGGGACCGCGUUCAGGAAGCCAAGCGUGUGGAGACGGACGAGAACGGCCCUGACCUCGCAAGCGCUGUCUUGCAGCAAGCGCUACGGCAACGCAAUUUGGAUCUACCCGAGCAGAUACUACAGCUCUAUCUCGAUCACUUCCGACAGCACGAGUCGGGCACGAGGCUUCAGGUUGCUAUUGCCGAAGGAAGGGAAUUUGCCAAUCGACUCGCGGCUGAUCGAGCAAAGGAGACGGCCAGGGUAGCUGCUGAGAAAUCUCAGCAAUAUCCGAACGAUAUAGACGAAACUGAAGAUACGCAGAUCGCCACAGGAGAGAAGAGGAAACGGGAUGAGACGAGUGCCGUCCGUGGCGAGGCCAGCAAGAAAAUCAAGACGGACCCCAAAAAGCCAGGUUCAGAACAGCCUUCCGCUCAUGCUCUCGACAACAGCAAGCGUGACCGCGAACACAGCACAAUCUCCGUGACCAAUUUGCCAGCUGAUGUUACGGAGGUCGACAUUAAAAAGUUCUUCCGCGACUGCGGCAAUUUUGUGACCAUUAAGAUCCUCCCACCGAAAGACAGCGGACAGCCAGCAUCCGCUACAAUCGAGUUCGAAACCGCCGAAGACGUCCUCGCCGCUCAGACUCGUGAUGGCAAGGAAAUCAAUGGUCAUGUCAUCAGCAUCCACAGCGGAGCGGUGAAUACUCUCUACGUGUGCAAUUAUCCUGCAGAGUAUGAGGAGAACGCCAUUCGAGGUCUGUUUGAUAAGUAUGGUGAGAUUGUCAGCGUCCGGUUCCCGUCACUGAAACUCAACCUUCGUCGGCGUUUCUGUUAUGUAGAGUUUUUGACUGCCGAAAUGGCCAAAAACGCAGAAACUGCCAUGGAUGGGAUGAAAAUUGACGGUCUGCACACCCUGGUUGCGAAGAUCUCAGAUCCUAAUCGCAAGCAAGCGCGUACGGGUGCUCAACAAGAAGGUCGAGAACUGUUCGUAAAGAACUUUGACAAAUUCAAAGACUCGCCUGAGGAGAUAAGAAAGCUCCUCGAGCAAUACGGGGAGAUUGAAAAGUUCAAUCUCAUCCGAACGAUGAACAAUCAGCUCCUUGGUAACGGAUUCGUCGCGUAUAAGACAGCGGAGGCGGCCGCGGAGGCAGUGAAGGGGCUGAAUGAUCUGCCACGAAACGGACGCAUUCUCCACGUCUCCUAUUCUACGCCCAAAGGUCGGACUGCUGCGCCGAUCGAUAGGGCUAGGGUGGAGGACGUCAUUAUCAAGCACGAGAAUGGCUCUCAUCGCGGAUCCAACGUUUCUAUGGGAUCCAACACAGCCCCGGCGGGCUCCAGCGAGUCAACCAGUGGGCGAGCGGAGGACAUCAAAGCUAGAAAGGUCGCCAUCUUCUCGCUCCCAGACACUGUCAACGACGCCCGGAUUCAAGCCGCCAUGGAAAAGUUCGGACCCAUCACCAAGAUCCAGAUCCGGCGCGACAAGGAGGGCGCCAUUGUCGAAUUCAACAACUUGAAGACGGCCUUUCACGUUCGUCAAGGCGUGGAUGUCAGCGAGUUGGGUCCCAAAGUCACCACGGGUGACGUCGGUGAUCUUCUGAAGAAGGAGAAGAAAAAGCCUGCGUUCAUACCACCUGCAGCGGCCCGUGCGUCGCAGAACCGAGGCGGUCGGCGAGGUGGACUUGGAUUCAAGCGGGGCGGAGGAGGCGGUCUGGGCAGUGUCCGCAAUGUGAAUCCACCGGUGGAAGGCUCCAGCGUCCAAGGCGAGAAGAAGAGCAAUUCGGACUUUAGGACGAUGCUGCUUGAGUCGAAGAAGACGGAGAGCAAGACGGAGGCUGAAGAGUAG
This is a messenger RNA of Ramularia collo-cygni, 3924 nucleotides long. RefSeq lists its product as uncharacterized. Gene Ontology annotation, molecular function: protein binding; RNA binding. Gene Ontology annotation, biological process: RNA processing. The coding region runs from base 1 to 3924 and encodes 1307 amino acids. Lineage: Eukaryota; Fungi; Ascomycota; Dothideomycetes; Mycosphaerellales; Mycosphaerellaceae. The transcript is spliced from 2 exons. The record is from RefSeq and is a predicted model, not a curated record.